UUGAUGAUUUCUCUGCUAAAUUUCUGUUAUCGUUUAAACAGAAUAGGGGCAAUCCAGGUUUUGGUCAAAAGAGGGCCCUUAGUUGGAUACUUGUUGGUUUGUAACAUUAAUGAACUGGGUAGAGAAAAAAAAGUUGGGGUUUUCGAAUCGUAUCUUCAAAAUUUUCUUUGGAUCUUUACACUUAUUUAGGCUUUUAUAAUUUUUCGGUUGUCUUGGCUUCCUAUAACUCCUUGGGGUCUUCAUUUCUUUCCACAAUUCAAAAGAAUUUUUUUCAGGUUGAGGAUAUGGCUGAUCUCACGUGCCUUAACGAGCCUUCAGUUUUUGACAAUUUAAAGCAGCGUUAUUAUUCUGAAUUAAUUUAUACAUAUUCUGGGUUGUUUUGUGUUGUUAUGAAUCCAUAUAAAAAAUUGCCAAUUUAUUCUGAGGCUGUAAUUGAGUCUUAUAAAGGAAAGAAACGUAAUGAACGUCCACCUCAUGUUUUUGCUAUUGCUGACUGUGCUUAUAGAUCGAUGCUUCAAGAUCAUGAAGACCAAUCAAUUUUGUGUACCGGAGAAUCGGGUGCAGGCAAAACAGAAAAUACUAAAAAAGUAAUUCAAUAUUUGGCUCAUGUUGCUGGGGCUACAAGGCUUGGACAUCAUAAUAAAUUAGUUAAUACCUCAACUUCCAACGGUCUUUUGUGUUCUUCUCCAGCUAGAAGCCAUUCUAGUGUUGAUCAGAUUAAUUUGGUUGGGGAAUUGGAACAACAACUUUUACAGGCAAACCCAAUAUUGGAAGCUUUUGGAAAUAGCAAAACUGUCAAAAAUGAUAAUUCUUCGAGAUUUGGAAAAUUUAUUCGAAUCAAUUUCGAUUUGGCUGGUUAUAUUUCUGGUGCUAAUAUUGAAUUUUAUUUGUUGGAAAAAUCUCGUACAUGUCGUCAAGCAAAUGAUGAGCGUUCAUUUCAUGUAUUUUACCAAUUUUUGCGUGGAACUUCUGCAGAGGAAAAAGGUUUUGGAUUUUUCAAAUUAUUUUUGAAUUAA
Molecule: messenger RNA, 1016 nt
Organism: Meloidogyne enterolobii
Lineage: Eukaryota; Metazoa; Nematoda; Chromadorea; Rhabditida; Meloidogynidae
Source: the annotation of a GenBank genome assembly